UCCUCGCCUUGGCAGCCACCCUGGGUAUCAGAAAAAAAUUAUUAUGCCUGUGCUCCCUUGGGACUCUUUGGAAAUUGUACAGUGACAUCUUCUGGGAUUUUGUCUGGAGCGUGCAGACUGGUGCCUAAAAUGGAAGUAGAUAUAAAUGGAGAAUCCAGAAGUACUCUGACCACCCUGCCUUUGCCCGUGGCAGAGGGGAGUUCCCCGGGAAAAACAGAGGCAGAGAAACCCCGCUGCUCUAGCACACCCUGCUCACCCAUGCGUCGGACUGUGUCAGGCUACCAGAUCCUACACAUGGACUCUAACUAUUUGGUUGGCUUCACAACUGGUGAGGAACUCCUGAAGUUAGCCCAGAAAUGCACAGGAGAAGAGAGCAAGGGUGAAGCCAUGCCUUCCUUGCGCUCCAAACAGCUGGAUGCAGGACUUGCACGUUCCUCGCGUUUGUAUAAAACCAGAAGUAGAUACUAUCAGCCAUAUGAGAUUCCAGCUGUGAAUGGCAGGAGGCGAAGACGGAUGCCCAGCUCAGGAGACAAGUGCACUAAGUCCUUACCUUAUGAACCUUAUAAGGCCCUCCAUGGGCCACUGCCUCUUUGUCUUCUUAAAGGUAAGAGGGCUCACUCCAAAUCUCUGGACUACCUCAAUCUAGAUAAAAUGAACAUCAAGGAGCCAGCUGACACAGAAGUGCUACAGUACCAACUUCAACACCUAACCCUCCGAGGGGACCGAGUGUUUGCUAGAAAUAAUACAUGAAUGACUUGCUCAGAGUUGAAACCACUUUAGGUUGGCCUGUACUUGGCUAGAGAAAAAUCUGCUGUACUCUGUACAUGACUCUUCACAUUAUAGAUGGUUAUUUCAGCUAAGUGUUCCUGGAACAUAAAAAUUGUUUGGAUCAAUUCUGAAUACAGGAAUGAAAUCACAAGUACUUAGGAUGGGGGCAGGGGGUGGGGAAUAUCAUUCUAGAGCACGCAACUGCAAAGGAAACAGAAUGUUGACCAUUAGUUUGUAUAGCUAUUUAGCUAGGAGAAAAAAGAUUUGGUACAGUAAUUUCAUCUUUCUGCUUCUGACACUCAAACUGAGAAUGUUAUCUGCUUGGUUGUUGCUGACUUGUAUGAUUCAUUAGAAAUUUAUAUCUCAAGUACUCAAGUACUUCAUGAAUCUCUGUAUUUUACUAUAAAAUGUAUGUAAUGAUUUGUUCUUUUGAAAUUUAGAACUUGAACAUUGCUGAAUUGGACCACUUUUUAUUUUUAAAUAUUGAGUUUAAAUAUUUUAUAACUGGUUUUGCACUGAAAAAACCUAACAUUUCAGAUUAAGAGAGUAAUCUUUCCUCACUUGCCUCAAUAAUAUUAUUGAGCAAUGAAUUUUUUAUUUCCGCAUGGAAAGUUAUUGAUCUCUAUGGCUGUAAAAUAUUUCUUUAUAGCGUUAUUAAAGUGUGUCUUAAUGAAAUUAAA
Molecule: messenger RNA, 1448 nt
Organism: Dipodomys ordii (Ord's kangaroo rat)
Lineage: Eukaryota; Metazoa; Chordata; Mammalia; Rodentia; Heteromyidae
Gene: Macir
Product: chromosome unknown open reading frame, human C5orf30
Exons: 3
Coding region: 130-750 (206 amino acids)
Biological process (GO): negative regulation of fibroblast migration; negative regulation of cytokine production involved in inflammatory response
Source: RefSeq, a predicted model, not a curated record